AACCGUCACGUUUUAAAAUCACAAAUUAAAUAUAUUGUUUCUAAACCCAAAUGAUUUUAAUCAAAUUUAACACAGUUCUUAUUGUAACACAACCCUUAGAGUUGUGCUCUUAGCCGCCACCGGCCUGGGAGCCAUGUACAUGAUGCAUCUACUGGCCCAGGAUUGGGUGAAGAUCCGACCCAUUCGCGGAAUAACCCAACUGGCCGGAAUGGCCGCUCAACCGAUCCAACAGGUUAUUGCACCCAUCCAACAAGCCAGCGGGGCUCUAAAUUUAUUCCGGAGCAGAAGAGAGGCCAGCCUUAAUCAUGAACUCGGUUGGGUGCGAAGAACCCAAGAUUCGGGAGGGGGGAAUGGUGGCAGAGGCAGCAGAGGUGGCUCCGUAGGAGGCCUGGAUCACAGGACACAUCCUGCCGUCGAUUGGAAGAGGAUCCUAUCAAGGGAUCCCUUCGAGUGCUUGCAAUCCUUGAUAUGUCAACUGAUGUCCGGAGCCGAAGCGAAAGUUCCGGAGGCUGAGUUGCUCAUGGAUUAUCUGGAGUCAUCUCUGGAGCUGGCUCCGGCCAAGAUUGGUCGCGCCUUCAGCCGAGGAUUGGCCUUACGGGGCUCCACGGAGCUGUGUUUUAACGAGUAUCCAUUUUGCCUCUACUCCGCCAAAACGAUGUUGCGCAUCCUGCGUUGGUUCAGUGAAUCGGGUGAAGAGCUUGUGGAUAAUGUGGCCUAGUUCAAAUCCAUUCUAGUUUCAGUUUAUCUUAGAAAGACUUAAUGGGGAAAGUGAAAAUGUGAAAUAAUUUUACAAUGUUGAUAGAAUGAAAAUAAAAAAUUAAAUGAUAUGAUGUAUCAUAUUUUAUGAUGUGUUUCAAGUUUUCACUUUACACAUUUAAAUAUAAAAUUUAUGGCGCUUGGCUAGUAGCAAUUACUAAUAACUUAAACGAUUGUCUUUUUUUAAGAAAUAUAGUUUUUUCUCAGAAAAGGUGCUUUAUGUUUACUUGAAUUUUAAAUUACUUGAAUUUUAAAUAAACAUCAACCAUGAACAUCAACUAUACUGCAACAUCUUUCCUGCAACUGGUCAGGAUGAGACGACGCUGAGUAUUAAGGUUUUUGACCCGCAAAUUGUGAUCCGUGAGCUCGCGGACUUGCUCCUCCAGAUUGCCAUUGGACGCCUCCGUCGGCUCCUGCUCCACACGCUCAAGGUUCUUCCCCAGAGCCUCCAGA
Drosophila yakuba is the source of this 1209-nucleotide messenger RNA. RefSeq lists its product as uncharacterized. NCBI's taxonomy places the organism in Eukaryota, Metazoa, Arthropoda, Insecta, Diptera, Drosophilidae. The coding region runs from base 134 to 718 and encodes 194 amino acids. The record is from RefSeq and is a predicted model, not a curated record. The transcript has a single exon.